Molecule: messenger RNA, 832 nt
Organism: Moneuplotes crassus
Lineage: Eukaryota; Ciliophora; Spirotrichea; Euplotida; Euplotidae
Source: the annotation of a GenBank genome assembly
UUGAAAUAAUAAUAAAUACCAAACUCUCACAAUGGAGCCCACGCCUGAACCUCUCCGCCCCCAAAGAGAACGACUGGUUGACAGAGUGAUGUACUGUGGAGCUGCUAUCGUCUUCUUCCAUUUCGUUGUUGGCAGUAUACUUGUCUGAUGUUAUGGAUGCGAUGUCCACAAAAAGCAUACAGGGAUUAGUGCAAAAUUCCUAAUUUUAUUCACUUCAAUCUUGCGCCUUUGCUGCUUAAUUCCUUGUAUCAUUUUACUUCUAUUGCUAUUUAAGAAAGGAUGCAUAUCUCUUCAUCUCAUCUGAGUUUUGAACCUUCUUUUGCUGCUUCUUUAUCUGCCUUGGGCUAUUUACCUUUCGAUAAAAUUUUUCUCUGAUGACAAUCACACCAGACGUGAAGCGAAAUUUUUGUACGGAGCUCUUCUGUACCUGAUGAUUGAAGGGUUUGUACUAGUCUUGAUAUUUUUGAUAUUGAUCGUGGUGUAUAUUGUUAUCUUCCUCAUUAACAAAAAGAAUUCCCCCAAAAACGAUAUCUGUUGCGUAUGCCAUGAAGAACUCACUGACCAUGUUAACUCUGUGGCCCAUUUCCCAUGCAAUGAAUCUCACUUCGGUCACAAAGAAUGUGUGUCUAGAUGGAUUAGAGAAAAGAAAGCUUGCCCGAUCUGUAAUAGCCCAAUUAAUGAAGCUACCGAGAGGGUAGCUGUUGGAUAUAACACUUUCGAGGAACAUUCCUUUAGUUCAGAUAAAGGAAAAAGCGAACCAACUCCUGACCCAAAUACAACAAGAUCCCCUUUUAUUGAUGCUGGAAGAACUUCUUGGAGACAAGACCCUUAA